CUGUUACGUCUUAGCAGUAUUGUGAUUGUAAAUAAUCUUCUUAAAAUUGAAUAUAUUAAUAGAAAAAUAUAUUGAUGUGUCGAUAGUGUAAAAUAAUAAUAUUUAGGAAAACGACUCGUAUGCUACAGCAAUUGGUAGAGGUCAUUAUCUUUAUAUAAACAUGGAAACUUCUCAAACAACAGAAAAUUUAAAUGAAACUACUGAUUCAACUGUGCCAAAAUCAUCGACACUUGAGGAAAUAUCGCAAGAAAAAAUAAGUGGAGUAGCAAUGCAAGAUUUAAAGAAAAGUGAAGGUGUAGGUGAAAUGUUGGAGAAUUUUAAAGUUAAAGAAUUACAAGAAAAUUCUGAAAAUACCAAUAGCAAUACAAAAGAAGAAGAAUCACAACAUGUUAAUCGUGUUUGUUAUAAAUGGGAUAUUCCAUUGAAACAAUUACGUGAAGCAGUUGAAGAGUAUCAGCCGACUAAAUCCUGUGAAAAUUUUACAAAAGGUUGUCAGUGGUCACCUGAUGGAACAUGUUUAUUAGUAUCCUCAGAGGAUUUUAAUAACCGAAUAUAUGAACUGCCACAUGAAUUUUAUUCUGAGAAGAUUCCCUUAAAUGUAGAAUCUACUAAUAUGACAGCAAUAUUAAAUAUAAAAGAAGGAGGAAUUAUAUAUGAUACUUGUUGGUAUCCUUACAUGAAUUCUUGGGAACCUGCAACCUGUUGUUUUUUGAGCACUAGUAGACAAAGCCCGAUACACUUGUGGGAUGCUUUCAAUGGUGAAUUAAGAGCAACAUAUAGGGCUUACAAUCAAGUGGAUGAAGUAGAAGCUUCAAUUAGUGUGCAGUUUAUUGAUUCUGCAAAAGAAUUAUGGGCUGGUUACAAAAAUGCUUUAAGAUUUUUUGAUAUGGAACGUCCAGGUCGCCAAAUAAAUACUAUUUAUUUUAAGAAAGAAUUUCCAAACGUUAUUGGUCUAGUUUCCUGCAUUAGAGAAAAUCCAAUCAUGCCUGGACUAGUUGCUUUUGGUACAUAUUCUAAAUGCAUUGGUUUAUAUAAAAACGGACCACUAUGUUCUUUUCAAACUGGAAGUGGUGUAACUCAAAUUGAAUUUAGUCCUUGUGGUACAAAAUUAUUUUCAGCUGUUAGACGUAGUAAUGAAUUUUUAUGCUGGGAUCUUCGUAAUCCUGGUACUGUACUUCACUCUUUUCAAGGACGCCAAGCUAAUACAAAUCAGAGAAUACAUUUCAAUAUUACACCUGAUGCCAAACAAUUAAUUUCAGGUGGUACAGAUGGAAAUAUUGUCAUUUGGGAGUUAUCAGAAAGUAUAAAUGAUGCAAAUCCUAAUUUAACACAUCAAAUAAAAUUAUCUAGUGAUUGUAUAAAUGGAGUAAGUUUACAUAAUACUUUACCAAUACUUGCUACUAGUACAGGACAAAGAUUAUGUGAUAGUAACAAAAGGGAAAGAGAGAUUAGUGGUAGGGUGACCUCUCGGUUACCGGUUUGGUACAAAGCUGUUGUUCAGUCAGUUGCUGCCUGUUCACCAGUAGAAACAGUCGGGUUCCAGAGGUUCUCCUCCAGAAGAGCUCUGACUCAGGGUGGACUUUCAGGAUGA
Megalopta genalis is the source of this 1591-nucleotide messenger RNA. Lineage: Eukaryota; Metazoa; Arthropoda; Insecta; Hymenoptera; Halictidae. The record is from RefSeq and is a predicted model, not a curated record.